Messenger RNA from Salvelinus namaycush (lake trout), 3507 nucleotides. RefSeq names its product c2cd2 like (gene c2cd2l). Gene Ontology annotation, biological process: positive regulation of insulin secretion involved in cellular response to glucose stimulus. Gene Ontology annotation, molecular function: phosphatidylinositol transfer activity; phosphatidylinositol binding. Bases 348 to 2495 code for a protein of 715 amino acids. The record is from RefSeq and is a predicted model, not a curated record. Lineage: Eukaryota; Metazoa; Chordata; Actinopteri; Salmoniformes; Salmonidae. The transcript has 15 exons. Gene Ontology annotation, cellular component: cytoplasmic side of apical plasma membrane.
CAGUUCCUACGCAAUAGCGUACCAUUGCCGAAUUUGUACUGGAGCGGAUGAUCGGAGGGCAUGCAGGCUACAAAACAGUUGAUAUCCAAUCAUGCAACUUAUUGAGGAUAUAAAUAGCAGUUGCACAUUGAUCGGGAAACGGCACAACCGCUGAUCAUGACAACAGAAGCACAUUCGGAUGACGGACACAAUGUAUCCCGCUGUUACCGAUUUCUUGCUGUCGAUGCCUCCACUGACUUAAAUGGUGGCGCUGUCAGAUCCGACCUUUCGUGAAUAACACUGCAUACAAAAGAAGAGCCAAACGUAAUCCUCCAGUCUGAUGAUAUGAGAAGCCCUAGAGGGUCUGCAUGAUGAUGGAGAUACUCCAGUACAUAAACUGGCUGUGCCUGGUGGGUCUUUUCCUGGCCUCCCUACUCAUCGUGUUGACCUGGCUUGUCCAGUACUCCCUGGCCGUACUACGCCCCAGGAGCCCCAAGUCACUCACCCAGGGCUGGGGUGCCACAUCCAGGCUACUCCCACAUAUCACCCUCUCCCACCGGACUCAGGCUGGGGGUGUGUGGGGCACCCUGCUCGAGCUCUGGCUCGGACGGGAUCGAGGAGGAGCAGCGUCCGAGGCCGGGGUGAAGGGUCUGCUCACGUCACUGUUCUCCUUCAAGUCUUUCCGGGAACAUUGGCAGAGGGCUUGGGUCAAAGUGCUCAAUGAACAAGCCUGCAGACAUGGGAGCUCCAUCCAGAUCACCUUUGACAGCAGUCUCCAGCUCCCUGCCUCUGCUGUUGUAGAUAGUGUGACCUGCACAGACCAAUCACCUACCACUAUGGUCUUACAGUGUAAGUGUGCGGUUGACACUGUAACGUUCCCAGUGACUGUCACCCAGCAGUCACCUGCAGCUGUUUCCAUGGAUACUUACCAGAUCACCAUAAAGCCAAUGCUGGCCCAGUUGGUGGUGCGUCUGGAGGAAGUAGAAGAAGAGGGUCUGCUGGUGUCCUGGACUUUCUCCCAGCAGCCGAUCUCCCUCACCGUGGCCCCACGCAGGAUCCAGAGAGAGGAGAGUGAUGCAGAGAUAGACCCGGACAUGAUUCGGGAGCUGGUGAAGGAUACUCUGUUCAGCGCACAGCCAGCCAUGAUCCUCAACCUCAGGGCCUGUGUGUCCAGCACUAUGUUCCCCAGGGGAACAGGCCUAACCCCGACAGGUCUGACCCCCCCUUCCCAGAGUUUACCCCCCAUACGAAGACUCCUGCUUCGCCAGCUCAGGGGAACCUGCCUCAGAGCAGCCAAGUCAUGCAGUUCAGGGGAGCUGUGCUGUUCUGUGAGCCUGGACCAGCCAUCAACAGAAAGGAGGACCUGCUUCCUGCCUGCAACCCCCAGCCCUGACACCUCACUGGACUGGAGUGAGGACAUCUCACUGGAUCUGGCUCCAGAAACCAAAGAGCUGAGAGUGAGAAUGCUGGAGAAGACCACCAAGGGGGAACAAUUCUUGUCUGGCUUUGCCUCGCUACCCUUGGACCUCACCCGCAGAGCUCCUACUGGUCAGCAUGUGCUGUCAGUCAGCCCAGGGCACGGCCUGGCACCCAAUGCUACGGUCACCUUUGAGCUGGUGUACCUGGAGGUAGUGGACCCCCUUGGAGCUCACAGCACCACGCCCCUCCGCACCUCCAUCACCCCGACCAAGAAGGUGGAUGUGGACCGAACCAUCAUGCCAGACGGCACAAUCGUCACCACCGUCACCACCAUACAGUCACGACCCAGACUGGGAAAACUAGGUACAGUAGGUCUGGGUGACUCUCCCUCGCGGUCCCCGUCCAAAGUGGAGGUGACAGAGAAAGGGACCAUGUUCCUCACCGAUGGCUGCCAUAGCAGGACCAGCUCCAGCCCUACUCUAAGCACUGAUAGUCCCCUGUCCAAUGGGCUGGACCCGGUGGCUGACACGGCUAUAAGACAGCUGACAGAGAACGCCAGCAAGAUGUCCAAGAAGACUCCCACUAAACGGAGCACGCUCAUCAUCUCGGGCGUGUCAAAGGUCCCCAUCUCGGAGGACGACUGUGGCCUGUCUUGUGGCUACGCUGCAGCCAUGGAUGCUGCCCUGCAGGGAGGAGGAGCCUCCAACUACUACGGGGCGGGGCAACAUCAGGAAGCAGAUGAGACCACGCCCUCGGAUGUGUCUGAGCGGCCGUCUGUCGAUGACGUGGAGUCAGAAACGGGCUCCACUGGGGCCCUGGAGACACGCAGCCUCAAAGACCAUAAAGUGGGCUUUCUCCGCAGCGGAACCAAGCUACUAUUCCGUACAAGACACCGAAAGAAGGACCCAACCUUCAGCCAAUCCCACGAGGACCUCUCCAACCUGGCCAGUGUCUCUCCCUCUUCUGCCUCUGGCACCAUUGUGCGUAAGAAGUCCGGCAGCUUCUCCCGACGACUCAUCAAGCGCUUCUCCUUCAAGUCGAAGUCGAAGGACAAAGCCAGUGCCACCAAUGGAGGGCCGAGCACAGCAGACAACUGAUAGACAACUGAAUGGUGUAGCGGAUGGCUAAAUGGCAUUGCUACCGCCUUCCUGAGACCUAGAAGUAGGCUACUGUUGCCGUGGACCCAGAAAUCGCCCUGGCUUUUCUGGGUCAAUGGUAUUGGGUUGGGUAGGAUCGUAGGACUGCUUGAAAUGGUUGGAGGAUGCUUAGCAUUGGUCAUCCUGUCCCACCAUUUCUUCCUCUGUGUUCACCAUCAGAUGAGGAACCCAAAUUUGCCACUUUUAUCCAGUUUUUGCAGGCAGUACACGUACACCCCAGGUUGGUGGUUACCUAUCCUGCAUCUCUUACCUCUGAUAGGACCCCUUUUCCUCUGGAUGAGAAACACACACGUCAGGGACAGAUAGAUGGAUCCAGGGACUGUUUGCUUAUUAUCAAAGCCAUUUAUUUUCAGAAGUAGCCUCUGCUGCUCUGGUGGAUUUAAAGGGGAUAACGAAAGUAGGAAUAAACUUGAAGAUGUUGCAAUUCAACACUAAAGGGGCAGUAGGUAGAGUGAGUGUGGCCUCUUCCAAAUCAAUUUAUUUAAAAAUAUGAUUUUCUUGGUUGCACUUUAUUGGAUUGUUUACAGCACUUGAAAGCUUCUUCUGGUGUUAAUUUGAUUGGUAUUUGUAUUGUUUGCUCUCUGAUUCACAUGAUUAUCCUUCUGUCUCCCCCCCCAAAAAAAUAUUGGGCCACGUUUGGUCGUUUGCAUUAUGUAGGCCUAGUAGAGACACGAUUUUAUCUUUCUUUCCUGCUUAGUUGUAAAUGUAAUCUUAAAUAACGAACUUAGUUGAAAAACAAAUAUCAACCCCUCGCAUCGGUCUUAAGUUGGUGGUAAUGUUGACAUUCAUAUAGUGGCUUAUACGUUAUGUUUUAACAAUGGUGUUCAUAAUUGUAAGUUGUACAAAAACCAAAUGCAGGCAUACCUAUGUCUGUGUUUUGUAUUUCGUUUUUAGAAAGGGAAAUCUUCAAGGCAAACUGUUAUAAAAAAAAAAGGCAAACUGUUUUAAAUGA